Messenger RNA from Anopheles moucheti, 3419 nucleotides. It is a transcript of the gene nemy, whose product is annotated as transmembrane ascorbate-dependent reductase CYB561. The record is from RefSeq and is a predicted model, not a curated record. Bases 182 to 1042 code for a protein of 286 amino acids. Lineage: Eukaryota; Metazoa; Arthropoda; Insecta; Diptera; Culicidae. The transcript has 6 exons. Gene Ontology annotation, molecular function: oxidoreductase activity.
GCAAAAGUGACUGCCGUACGCAUCUCAACCAGGCCACCCAGGUACACCCGACCGGAACUCCCCUGGACAUCACCUACUCCAGUGUUCACCGACCCAAGCGACGACAAACAGGCCACAGGCAUUCCCGCAUUCUUCUUGUGACGUGUGGCUGUGCAAUUAAACCGCCAAAAUAAAGCUCAAAAUGGACGGAUCCUCGGUGAGCCCCCUUCCCUGUGAGGCUCCGCUAGCGAUGAUGGAGAGUGAGAAAACACCGCCGAGAAGUCCCAGCCAGCACGAUAUGCCGCCACCGCCGGACGAAAAGAGAUAUGACGACGACGAUGAUCGCGUCUGGAACUGUGGUGCAUGGUUCGAGUACAUACUGGUCGUGGUCGUCUCAUCGAUUCUGCUGAUUGCCGCCUCGGUGCUGACCAUCUUCUGGACGAUCUACUACCGGAAGGGCUUCAACAUGGACGACCCGAAGCUGCAGUUCAAUCUCCAUCCCGUGCUCAUGAUCGGUGGAUACGUCACACUGUCCGGAUUCUCCAUUCUACUGUACCGGAUCUGUCGAUGCUGUUCGCAUCUGAUCGUGAAGCUGUGCCAUACCUUCUUCCAUGCCUGCUCGAUUCCCUGCAUAGUGAUCGGCUUCAUGGCCGUAUGGGACUCGCACAACCAGCAGCAGAUUCCGAACUUCUACUCGCUGCACUCCUGGCUCGGCAUGAUCACAAUGGGACUGUUUGCGCUGCAGUUUGUGCUGGGAUUCUUCAGCUUCCUCAUUCUGCUGUGCUGCGAGAACGCAACGUACAAGUUCCGUUCGACCAUGGUACCCAUCCAUGCUAGCUUCGGUGUGGCCACGUUCAUGCUCGCUAUCGCUACCGCCGUUACCGGUUUGACUCAGAAGGCUCACUUUGAACUUGGUGAAAAUUACUCACAAACCAUCGAGGAGGGCAUCAUCAUGAACUCGAUCGGUGUCAUUCUGACCGGGCUAGGCAUCAUCAUUCCGUUCGCGGUGCGUCGCUCAAACUCGCCAGCCAACUGCAAGGUGUACGUUACGGAACGUAUCUAAGCGGAAGCAAUUUUUUCACCCCAAAAGCUCAAACAUACAAUGUCAAGUAGUGCUCAAGCGCUCUGCAAAACUGCUAAACGAAAAAGGGGGCCCCAAAACAAUCGAUAUUUGUGACGCCAAAAAAACGAUGAUUUUUCGAUGAUGGACAUCACGCUGCAUGUUGGUAGUCAAGCAUAAAACAAAAAACAAAAAAACAAAGCGCACAACAACUGGCCAACGGGCUGCAAUCGUCGCUUAUUUAAUGGAUCGGUAUAGUUAAUGCCAACGUAUUUUACACAAAAACCGUUUAGUUUACGAUCGUGCAAUGCGGUACAAUGCGAUUUGUUGUAUUAUCAAUCAUUCCCCUUACGCCCGCGCGUGUAAAGUGCACGAAAAGCAAAGCAAAAGUUAAGCUGUUUUUAUUUCUAACGUGUUUCUUCCUUCCGAUAGUUUAUUUGCCGUUGUUAAAGCAAGGGCGCAAAGUGGCGAUGUGGGUGGAAAUUUGUUGUUCAAUGUUAUUUAUUGCAAUAUCUCUAAUGGUGCGUUUAUCUCUAAUCUACAAACGGGAGUGAAAUGUUUUUGGAAUGCGUUUUGAACUUUUCUCAUUAUAUUAAUCGAUUGAUCGAGAAUUUAAGAAAACAAAAACCCAAAACCCCCCUCUUAGUGACGUAAAAAUCAGCCAUCGGUAAAAAAAUUAAAAUUUUUUUAAAUCGCGGUACCAAAAUGGGGGGGGAGGACGAAAAAAUAUAAUAAACCAACACAAAAUGCAUCGGUACGAAUCAAAACAGCAAAUCAGUGGCGGUCGAAUCAGCAGCAGCAACAGCAUUGAAUUAUACCUUUUAACCACUAAUAUUGAUACAAUUUCUCCAGACAAAAAACAAACCAUAUUCGUCAGCUAAGUAGUGAAACAAACUCACAAGUAGACGAUUGAACGCAUAGCAAAGAUAUAGACAGUGAAAAAGGGCGGAAAAAGAAAUGAUAGCAAGUAAGGUAAAUGAAUCAACAGAAAAAAAAAUAAACACACAAAAUCCCACGUAAAGAAAAUGUUAGUGCCAAUGGUGUAGCGCUGUAGGAUGAAGAUCGGUGAGUGAUCGCCAUCACUCCAAGCGCUUUGUUAGGUGAACAUUUCACCGCCAAGAUUUGGUUGGUUUUUUAAGUAUGCUGCGAGUUUUUGCGUUCGCUCUUUAUCGCAUUAUUGCUCACCACAACAACCCCCGCAACUGCAGUAUAAUGGAACGAUUGCUCAUUUAACGAAAGGAACGGAAUUGAACUUUACUAUUUAUCGACAUAAAAACAAAAACGAAUCAAUCAAAAACGAACCAUCGGGAUUUCAACAAAUAGCGAAACGAAGAAAAAAAACAUACACGGAAGCAUAGUUUAGGUAAAUUUAAUCAUCCAUCUCAUCCCUUUCCAUUCACGUAUUCCAAUCUUACGGCAAUGGUACGGUAGGUAUACAGAAGCGCAGCUCGAUUUUAAGAUGACCAUUGAAGUAAAUACGAACAAGAAAAACAAACAAAAAAAAAACACAAAUGAAAAAUCAUAUGCAUAUAUUUAAUGAAAAAUGUGUGUUCAAACAAACUAACGUAUUAACUAUUUAAAGCAACAAAACAAACGGACGAAAGUAACGUAAUUGAUUGUUCAACGUAAUGGUGUGUGUGUGUGUGGGCGAUAGAGAGAGAGAUUGCGAUCCACAUGAAGGCGCCAAAAGGGCGUACAAGAAUGGGCCAAACCAGGAUUGCCCUAAUGGGCGCGUCGUGUAAGGAAAAAGAAAAACCCACCAAGUUUUUUGCGAAACAUCUUCUCUUUGCAUAAAGGGGCUCGGAACAUACAAAAGGGCAACCGAAAACCCCCCCGUAGCUUACAUUACACUACAUUCAAAGAGAUAAGGAACAAAACAAAACAACAAAAAAAAACACAAUUAUAUAGCGACAAAAAUACAGCUAGUGAGCGAUGUAAUCUCCUCCAAUCCUUUAAAUCGUAUUUACGUAGUUUAAACAAAACCAAAAAAAAAACGAACCCUUCUUCGACAAAACAAAACAAACAAAAGCGUACAUUUUCGUCCCCAAAAACCAGCGAACCCGGGUCGAAGAAGCUGUGGUGUAUUGUUGUACUUGAACGACAUCGAAACGUUUGUUAGUUAUGCGUUACGCCGUUACGUUACGUUUAUGGACCUUUACGUUCCGCAUCCUAAGCCAUAUCCCGGAUCGUUGCACGGUUGCGCUGCGUAAACGAAAUGGCGGAUGGCAGACCAAACAAAUCCACUUUUACUACUACGAUUACUACUACCACCACUACCCAUUACUUACAAACUUACGCAUCAGUCGUAACAAAUAAAAUAUGAGAAUUUACAAACAAACAAACAAAAAAAACGGACGUAUGCCGGCACUAUGCUGCAACA